This is a messenger RNA of Pipistrellus kuhlii (Kuhl's pipistrelle), 4480 nucleotides long. RefSeq names its product phosphoinositide-3-kinase regulatory subunit 2 (gene PIK3R2). Gene Ontology annotation, cellular component: phosphatidylinositol 3-kinase complex. Gene Ontology annotation, molecular function: 1-phosphatidylinositol-3-kinase regulator activity; protein binding. Gene Ontology annotation, biological process: phosphatidylinositol phosphate biosynthetic process; insulin receptor signaling pathway. The coding region runs from base 1483 to 3663 and encodes 726 amino acids. The record is from RefSeq and is a predicted model, not a curated record. Lineage: Eukaryota; Metazoa; Chordata; Mammalia; Chiroptera; Vespertilionidae. The transcript has 16 exons.
GUGCAAAUGCUGGCGCCUCGGCAGAGCUUGGCCCGUGGGACCCGGGGAGACCACGGGAAGCCGGAGGCCUCGGACUCCACCUGGCAGCCGUGCAGCCACCGCACGGAGGGGGCGGAUCGGGGGCCUCCAGGCGAAGAUAAGGGACUGGAGCCUUGGCCGGGAAUGGGGGGAGGCCCUGCUGGGAGUGGGGCGUCCAGCAGAGACGAGGGGCUCCGGGCAUUAUGUGAGCAUAGUGAGGUCUGAGCGUCGGGAUUCGGCUCCACUUCCGGGGGUCCACGCAGGCCUGAGUGUGCGUCCGGACACUCAUGAGCACGCAGGCCCUGCCUCCAGCCGCAGAGCCCCUGCCAGGCCUGGCCCCGCCACCCCGCCUCUUGGAUUAGGGGAGCCUCGGUCCCUGGUGUGCACACCGGGCGAGUGCAAACGAGUGCAGACAAGCGAAUCCAGGCGGUUUUCUAAAGGUCCUCUCUCUGGACCUGUUUCCCCACCUGUAGCAUGGGGAUGCAGGGCCCAGGGAGUGGGUAAGUUGGGGGGCCCCGGAAUGUGGAGCCUCUGCUCUCUUUUCCGCACCUCCCGGGCUCUCGGUGGUGGUGGUGGAGGAGGAGGUGGUGGAGGAGGAAUGCCCCUACCCUCUAACCCUCUGCCCGGCAGGCAGAGUCCUGCGUGGUGGUCGGUGACUUUCUUAGAGCCAUCUAAGCAACUGCCCACUUUCAAGUGGCCAGUGCCUGCUUCUGUCUUUAGUGGGGACCUGCCCUCUGGAAAAGCACCCCCACCCCAACCUCUAAGAAGGACUGAGCCUGCAGAGCUGAUACUGGGAAUGUGUGUUUGCUGAGCCCUGUCUCCCUGAGACUGGGGACUCCUGGAGGUUGGUCAUCAGCGGGCAAACAGCAGCCUUUCCAUUGGCAGCCGCACUGCCCUCCUGCCACCCACUGUUGGCCCCGGGGCUAAGGUCUUCCCAACCUCCCACCGACCUGCUUAUGCCCUGAGCACCUACUGCGGGCCCUGCGCUGAGUCAGCCAGGACUCCUGUUCAUCUGUUCCUGUCUCCUCUGCAGAGAUCAGACCCUUUGCCCGUGGGAAGGUGGGGUCAGCAGCCCCUGGUCCCCCGCCGAGCAUGGUGACAGCUGGAAGGACCGCCAGCCUCGGGCGCCUGUGGCCUACCGCGUGAGAGAGUGAGCGGCAGGCCCGGCCCAGCCCUCCGGAUCGAGGGGGCUUCGCGACGACUGAAUGACCAGAGCACUCACUGGCGACCCCUCCCACCAGUGGACGAAUGAUGGGCGGAGCCACGAGUGACCCUUCUGAGGGUCAUGGAAUAACGACAGGAAACAAGGCAUGAGCGUCCCCUAGAGUCACCUGUAACUUCCUGCUGGAAAUAGAGGUCCGAGCACCUCAAGCCAACCCCGUGGACCCUCCUGGCCCCCACCCAGCGGAUGGGGCCGCUGGGGCCCCGAGCGGCCACCUGACCUUACAGACCCUCCCGCCCACCAUGGCCGGCGCCGAGGGCUUCCAGUAUCGGGCCCUGUACCCGUUCCGCCGGGAGCGGCCGGAGGACCUGGAACUGCUGCCCGGUGACGUGCUGGUGGUAAGCCGGGCGGCCCUGCAGGGGCUGGGUGUGGCCGAGGGCAGCGAGCGCUGCCCGCAGAGCGUGGGCUGGAUACCCGGCCUCAAUGAGCGAACCCGGCAGCGCGGCGACUUCCCUGGGACCUACGUGGAGUUCCUGGGGCCCGUGACCCUGGCCCGGCCCGGCCCGCGCCCCCGCGGCCCCCGCCCGCUGCCUGCCCGGCCCCAAGAGGGGCCCCCGGAGCCAGGCCUCACACUCCCUGACCUGCCUGAGCAGUUCUCCCCACCCGAUGUGGCUCCCCCACUGCUGGUGAAGCUGGUGGAGGCCGUCGAGCGGACAGGGCUAGACAGCGAAUCCCUGUACAGGCCCGAGCCGCCGGCCCCGAGCACAGACUGGUCCCUGAGCGACCUAGAGCAGUGGGACCCGGCAGCCCUGGCCGAUGGCAUCAAGGGCUUCCUCCUGGCACUGCCUGCGCCCCUCGUGCCGCCGGAAGCGGCUGCGGAGGCCCGCCGGGCCCUGCGAGAGGCCACGGGGCCCGUGGGGCCAACCCUUGAGCCCCCGACGCUGCCGCUGCAUCACGCGCUCACGCUGCGCUUCCUGCUCCAGCACCUGAGCCGGGCGGCCCGGCGCGCCCCGGCCCCGGGUCCCGCUGUGCGAGCCCUGGGCGCCGCGUUCGGGCCUCUGCUGCUGCGGGUGCCUCCCCCGCCGCCGCCGCCAGGGGGCGCACCUGUCGGGACUGAGCCCAACCCCGACUUCCCAGCCCUGCUGGUGGAGAAGUUGCUUCAGGAGCACCUGGAGGAGCAGGAGGUCGCACCCCCAGCUCUGCCACCCAAACCGCCCAAAGUAAAGCCCGCCCCCGCAGGGCUGGCCAAUGGGGGCAGCCAGCCCUCCCUGCAGGACGCUGAGUGGUACUGGGGUGACAUCUCCAGGGAGGAGGUGAAUGACAAACUCCGGGACACCCCUGACGGCACCUUCCUGGUCCGAGACGCCUCCAGCAAGAUUCAGGGAGAGUAUACCCUGACCUUGAGGAAAGGCGGAAACAACAAGCUGAUUAAGGUCUUCCACCGCGACGGGCAUUACGGCUUCUCGGAGCCACUCACCUUCUGCUCCGUCGUGGACCUCAUCACCCACUACCGCCACGAGUCCCUGGCCCAGUACAAUGCCAAACUGGACACACGGCUCCUGUACCCCGUGUCCAAGUACCAGCAGGACCAGAUUGUCAAAGAAGACAGCGUGGAGGCAGUGGGUGCGCAGCUCAAAGUCUACCACCAGCAGUACCAGGACAAGAGCCGCGAGUAUGACCAGCUCUACGAGGAGUACACGCGCACCUCCCAGGAGCUGCAGAUGAAGCGCACCGCCAUCGAGGCCUUCAACGAAACCAUCAAGAUCUUCGAGGAGCAGGGCCAGACCCAAGAGAAGUGCAGCAAGGAGUACCUGGAGCGCUUCCGGCGUGAGGGCAACGAAAAGGAGAUGCAGAGGAUCCUGCUGAACUCAGAACGGCUCAAGUCCCGCAUCGCCGAGAUCCACGAGAGCCGCACGAAGCUGGAGCAGGAGCUGCGGACACAGGCCUUGGACAACCGGGAGAUCGAUAAGCGCAUGAACAGCCUGAAGCCAGACCUCAUGCAGCUGCGCAAGAUCCGAGACCAGUACCUGGUAUGGCUCACCCAGAAAGGCGCCCGGCAGAAGAAAAUCAACGAGUGGCUGGGAAUCAAAAAUGAGACUGAAGACCAGUACGCGCUGAUGGAGGACGAGGAGGACCUCCCCCACCACGAGGAACGAACCUGGUAUGUGGGCAAGAUCAACCGCACGCAGGCUGAGGAGAUGCUGAGCGGCAAGCGGGACGGGACCUUCCUCAUCCGGGAGAGCAGCCAGCGGGGCUGCUACGCCUGCUCUGUGGUGGUGGACGGCGACACCAAGCACUGUGUCAUCUACCGCACGGCCACCGGCCUGGGCUUCGCGGAGCCCUACAACCUGUACGGGUCCCUGAAGGAGCUGGUGCUGCACUACCAGCACACCUCCCUCGUGCAACACAACGACGCCCUCACCGUCACCCUGGCUCACCCCGUGCGGGCCCCGGGCCCCGGGCCGCCCCCCGCCGCCCGCUGACUCACACAGAGCAGGACUCCAUCUGUCUGUCUGUCUGUCCCUCUUCUUUGUGAAUCUUUCUCUGUCUCUGUCUCUGUCUCUCGCUUUCUCUGAGCCUCUCUCUUCCUGUCACUCUUUCUAUCCCCAUCUCUGUCCUCUGUCUCUCUCAGUCUCUGUUUGAGGAGCUUACCUCCUCCGCCCUCUGUCGCCUUCCCCCAUGGGCACUGCCCGCCCCUGGCUCUGGCUGCUCCCCCUGCCUGGACCUGCCAUGUUUACAAAGGCCCCAGCCUGGUGCCCUGAUUUUUAAGCCAUAGACCCGGGGCCGGGCAGGAGGACGGCAGGAAGGAACUUCGCUGGGCCUCUUCCAAGAACCUCCGCUGUGACACUGAGGGCCGGGCGGGUCCCGACGCCCCACAGACACAACUUCCCCCUCCAAACCCUGAAGUGAAACCCGCACCGGUUUCCCCCCUGUGGAGCUGCUGCCCAGAAGCCCUCCUCCCCCAGAAGCAAAUGAUUAAAAAUAACCUCAAGCGCUGGGCCCCGCCUAACCCCGGGCUUCCCGGGAACGGAACCGAGGCCACCGCUGCAGCCUGGGCCGGCGACACGCACGGCCGCCCACAGCCCCUCCGCUCCACGCCGCCUCAAGGCUCCUCCUCGAUCAUGCUGGUUCUGAUUUUGUUCCCUUGACUGUAAACCCAUGUCCUCCUCUUUUGGGACAAGAACCCCGGUUUUCUAUGCUGCCAUGGACACCCCCGCGCCCCCCUGCCUGCCCAGCGAGGCUGGCAGGCGGGUUUUGUAUGGUACGCUGACACUGAUGUGGAUAUAAAACAUGGAGCUC